AGUUACCCAUUUGCUAAAUGCGACCAGGGUCCCAAUGGCUCUGACGAUGAUGCCUGGACUAGAACGAAACUAAAGUCUCAGGCUACAUUCUUAGGGUUCCAGGCAGAAUAUAGUACUGGGAGGCCAUGGCGGAUUCGAAGACUCUUCUGGCAUCAGAAUUAUGCGAGGCAGAGACGAUGGACGACGAGGCAGCGCGGCUCCAGCAGUUGCUGCUACAGGCCUCCACGGACUUCCAGCAAGCUCAGUCGAGACCAGAAUCGACACAGAUCCAACCUCAGCCUGGUUUCUGCAUAAAGACCAACUCAUCGGAAGGGAAGGUUUUCAUCAACAUCUGCCAUUCUCCCUCCAUCCCUCCCCCGGCUGACUUGACUGAGGACGAGCUGCUUCAGAUGCUGGAGGAGGACCAAGCUGGCUUCCGCAUCCCCAUGAGUCUCGGAGAGCCACAUGCUGAAUUAGAUGCAAAAGGCCAGGGCUGUACGGCCUACGAUGUAGCAGUCAACAGCGAUUUCUACCGGAGGAUGCAGAACAGCGAUUUCUUGCGAGAGCUCGUGGUCACCAUUGCCAGGGAGGGCCUUGAGGACAAAUAUGGCCUGCAGUUGAAUCCGGAAUGGCGGAUGUUAAAGAACCGGCCCUUCCUGGGCUCCAUCUCGCAGCAGAACAUCCGCUCCAAGCAGCGUCCUCGGAUCCAGGAGCUGGGGAACACAUACACAUCCGCCUCCCCCUGUGCUGAUGUCGGCCCAGAGAAGCCUCAUCUGAACCUUUGGCUGGAAGCCCCGGAUCUCCUCUUGGCUGAAAUUGACCUGCCCAAGCUGGAUGGGGCUCUGGGGCUGUCACUGGAGAUUGGAGAGGACCGCCUGGUAAUGGGGGGCCCUCAGCAGCUGUAUCAUCUGGAUGCCUACAUCCCACUGCAAAUCAACUCCGAGGCCAGCAGGGCUGCCUUCCACUGGAAGCGUAAGCAACUGCUGGUGGCUAUGCCCCUUCUUUCAGUGCCUUCUUGACCACAAUUCUCUUGUGCUUCCUUUCAACUGGGAAGAUGUUGAUGGCUUCUCUGUCAUUGGAAUAAAAGAUAUUUGCCUUUA
Messenger RNA from Dipodomys ordii (Ord's kangaroo rat), 1079 nucleotides. RefSeq names its product PIH1 domain containing 1 (gene Pih1d1). Gene Ontology annotation, cellular component: cytoplasm; ribonucleoprotein complex; R2TP complex. The record is from RefSeq and is a predicted model, not a curated record. Bases 126 to 998 code for a protein of 290 amino acids. Lineage: Eukaryota; Metazoa; Chordata; Mammalia; Rodentia; Heteromyidae. Gene Ontology annotation, biological process: box C/D snoRNP assembly; rRNA processing. The transcript has 10 exons.